CCACCACAGACUCCCACCCCAAGCGCCGCUGGAUCUGAUCGACAGCUCACUUGUGCUUUUGCCCUCAUCGCCGCACGUUCCUCCUCCAGAUCCAAGAUGUUCUCCCGCGUGUCCCGCCGCGUCGCCUCCGCUGCCAAGCGCAACGCCGCCCGCACCUUCACUACCCAGACCCGUGCCGCCUCGGCCGUCAAGGCCCCGGUCCUUGCUGUGGCUGCCGCUGCUGGUGUCACGGCCCUGGCCCUGUGCGCCGCCCCCGUGGCUGAGAACAAGGCCGCCGCCAAGCCCAACACGCCCCUGGCUGGCGUGCCCGGCACUGCCAAGGAGCGCACCUUCAUCGCUAUCAAGCCCGAUGGCGUGCAGCGCGGCCUCAUCAGCGAGGUGAUCGGCCGUUUUGAAAAGAAAGGUUACAAGCUCGUAGCUCUUAAGCUUAUGACGGCCACGGAGGCGCGUGCCAAGGCUCACUACGCUGACCUGUCGGAGCGCCCGUUCUUCCCGGGUCUCGUCAAGUACUUCACCUCGGGCCCCAUCGUUUGCAUGGUCUGGGAGGGUACGGACGUGAUCCUCACGGGCCGCAAGAUCCUGGGCGCCACUAACCCCAACCAGGCCGCCCCUGGCACCCUGCGCGGAGACAACUGCAUUUCCACGGGCCGCAACCUUGUGCACGGCUCGGACGGCCCUGACUCGGCCAAGCACGAGAUCACCAUGUGGUUCACCCCCGAGGAGAUCAGCAACUACGAGCGCGCCCUCGACUCGUGGAUCGUCUCGGACAACUAAGUGACGCUCGCGCUGAAGCGCGGCUGGAGAUGAAUCAUCAGCCCUCGUAGUCUUACACUGCUUCCAUACAGUAAAAAAAGAAAAAAUGAUUCUGAAGCAGUCAUUAUAUUUGCGAGUGGUGCAACGGUGAUCAAUGCAAGUUCAGUGCUGUUUGGUCAAUGUCUUGUUGAUGCAUUGCGCCAAAAAUGGACAAUCGUCACCAAUUGUCCAGUUGCUUGUCGCUGAUGUGUCUCCCGAAAUAAUACCACCUCGUACGCCUUUCUUCGAU
Messenger RNA from Phytophthora nicotianae INRA-310, 1042 nucleotides. RefSeq lists its product as hypothetical. Gene Ontology annotation, molecular function: nucleoside diphosphate kinase activity. The coding region runs from base 97 to 774 and encodes 225 amino acids. Gene Ontology annotation, biological process: GTP biosynthetic process; CTP biosynthetic process; UTP biosynthetic process. The transcript has a single exon. The record is from RefSeq and is a predicted model, not a curated record. NCBI's taxonomy places the organism in Eukaryota, Oomycota, Peronosporomycetes, Peronosporales, Peronosporaceae.